AGGCGUUCCCUACAGAUCAUUUCCACACACAGGGCUUCAGACACUGCAGGAAAUCAGCACUUAUCCACAACGAUGCCACCCUACACCAUCACCUACUUUGCUGUGAGAGGACGAUGCGGUGCUACGCGGAUCAUGCUGUCUGACCAGGGUCAGGAGUGGAACGAAGUUGUGAUUAACUUUGAGGACUGGAUGAAGGGAGACCUGAAGAAAACCUGCGCUUUUGGACAGUUGCCCAAGUUCCAGGAUGGUGACUUGGUUUUGUUUCAGUCAAAUGCCAUAUUGAGGCAUUUGGGCCGCAAACAUGGUGCAUACGGGAAGAAUGACCAAGAAGCCUCCCUGAUUGACAUGUUUAACGAUGGAGUUGAAGAUCUUCGUCUUAAAUACGUGAAAAUGAUCUACCAGGAAUAUGAUACUGGCAAAGAGGCAUACAUCAAGGACCUGCCAAACCACCUCUGUAAGUUUGAGGCUGUUUUGGCGAAGAACAAAAGUGGUUUCCUCGUUGGCGAUUCAAUCUCUUUUGCAGACUACAGUCUAUUUGAGGUGUUGCUGAACCACCAGGUGCUCUGCCCCACCUGUCUGGACUCCUUCCCUGCCCUGAAAAGCUUUGUGCAGAAGAUGACCAGCCGCCCCAAAAUCCAGGUUUUCCUCAAUUCUGAUGCCUACAAGAACCUGCCGAUCAAUGGCAAUGGCAAGCAGUGAUGCAGCUGAGUGUUGCUGUUCAAUGUAGAUGGAGCCACUCAAACAUUUGAAACCUGACUGACUUUAGAUGUUUAGUACAGAUUCCAUUUAUUUCAUAUGGCUACAUUGGGUAAAAAGUGUAUCAUUUAUUGAAAAUAAAAAAAGUAAAGAUGUAA
Molecule: messenger RNA, 854 nt
Organism: Neoarius graeffei (lesser salmon catfish)
Lineage: Eukaryota; Metazoa; Chordata; Actinopteri; Siluriformes; Ariidae
Product: glutathione S-transferase P-like
Exons: 7
Coding region: 73-699 (208 amino acids)
Biological process (GO): glutathione metabolic process
Cellular component (GO): cytosol
Molecular function (GO): glutathione transferase activity
Source: RefSeq, a predicted model, not a curated record